GUGCUGAAAAAAAGCGGGUGCAAAGAAAUCAACUGGUUUUUAUUUGUUCGUGAAAACGAUAUUGAAGACUGAGCCCGGCUUUUCGUAAAUCUGCGGUACAUGAUGCUCAACGCUCAGAGUUCAGGUUACCAGAUUAUUUGAAUCUGUAGCCUGCGUGAUCACUGAUUAUUGUUUGAUGCUAUUCUUAUAAAAUCUCACAUGUUGUGCUUUCUGGUUCACUGCAUCCUCCAAUGUUUCCCUAGUACGCAAGGUCAACUAAUCAAAUGGAUGACUUAAAGGCGCAGCUUGAUGCUGAACAUGAGAAAGUGGCCAAGUUAAAAGCUCUUGUAAUAAAAGAAAGAAAAGUUAACGCAGAAAUUAAAUCAAAACUGGAAUACUUUGAAUCGCUGCAUAGCAGCACUCCCCAAGAAAAUAGUAGAAUUGUUGAAAAACUCGAUAAAUGUUGUUUUACUUCUGAAUUUUCAAAUGAACCUACAUGUAGGAAUGAAACACCAACAUCGGAGUUGGACAAUAACGCUGUAUAUAAUAAAUAUAAAAUGGACGGUAUUACUGAUAAAACGACGAGUAAACUUAUCACUUCAAUUCCUGUGUGUAUAAUCUCAGCCUCCUCUUCUUUUGAGACGUCAUCCUCUAAGGAUUCAUUACAGAAUUCGGACAAACAUUUAUAUCCGACUUGUUUAGAAAAAACAACUGAAACACAAGUAGAUGAUUUAAAUUAUUUUACUAGAAAAGAUUCACUAUUAUUGUUACAACAAUUUAAUACUGCAUUACAAUCACUUAAAUUUGAUAAUAAAGAUAAUCUAUCAAAAGAUGAAUUAAAAUUAGUAUUCACUGAAUGUAAUAGAUUGUUAGAAGAGAUUGAUCUUUAUUCCAAUGAUAGUUAUCAUAAUAUACCUUGUAAUUAUUCUUCAACGAAACGAGAAAUUAUACAAUUAGACAAUUAUUGUCAAACUCUAUCAACAGAUUUAAAUCAAUAUAAUAAUUACUCAUUACAAAAUUCUUCUAUAAAACAACAAGAUGAACAAGAUUUGCACCAUAAUGAAUUAAAACAUGUUUAUACAGAUCUAAUGUGUAAUGAUGAAUUACAUAUUUUAGAAGAAAGAGUAAAUGAAUUAAAACAUAGUGUUGAAUAUGCUGAAUCUUCAUUUAAUCAACUUUCAGAUAAACUUACUUCAGUUACUCAUAUCAAUGAAUUAUAUGAUGCUAAAUUAUUACAACUACAAGAAACAUGUGAUGAUAACUCAUCAAAUAUGAUACAAUCAUCUAUUAAAUUGAAAACUCUAUUCUAUGAUUCGUUUUUAUUACCAUUAAUUCAAUACUAUCAAGAAGUAAAUAGUGAUAUACAAUAUGAUUUAAAUAUGGAUUACUUCAUUUGUAAUAAUUUUCAAAAUGAUGCUGUCAGUACUACAGUUGCAAAGAAUUUAAACAAUUUCCUUAAUGAAUUAAAAAAGAUUAUAAAACAUUAUUAUUAUUAUACAUUCAAUGAUAAGUGUACGAGAUUGUCCGAUGCUUGCAUUCUAACGGAUUAUAAUGAAUUGAAUAUUGAACAGGAAAGGCUAUUGCUGGAUAAAUUGAAAAGUACCAAAUCUGAAUUAAUGAAUGCAAAUGAAAAGAUUCUAAUCUCUGAAAAUCUGAUUACAGAAUUAAAAAGUCAACUUCAGAUUUCUGAAGAAAAAUCACAUCGUAUGAAAAAUCUCUUAGUUAAAUUUAAAUUAGAUUCAGCUGAACAACAAAAGAAACUUUUGGAAUUUCAAAGAACUGAGUGUAUCGAUGUUGAGAAGAAAGAAUUAAAUUGUCUUACUGAAAAAUUAUCUCAUACUGAAAGAGAAAAGGAAGAUUUAGAGUGUAGUUUGACAAAAUUGCGUAGUGAAUUAACUCAACAACAUGUUUUAUCGGAAAAUCUACAAAAUGAGAAACGUUUAGCAUUGGAUCGACUUCAAAAGUUACAAAGUGAAUAUACUGCAUACAAAGUUAAGGCUCAACAUGCUUUGAGUAACGCUCGCACUCUAGCCAAUGAUGUAAACACAAAUACCAGUGAUAAUCAGAACUUGGAAAGAGUAAAUCCUGACCAUGUCGAUAGUGAAAAUACAUCAUUUUACUAUUCAAAUGAAUUAGAAUCUGUAAAACAAAAUCUUCUUGACGUGCAAAAUCGUAUGAAAGAAACUGAAUUGCACGCGUCUUUAGCGCGAUCCGAAUGCGAUAUGUUAAAGAAAGAAUUGAUCGAAGUUAAAACAAGUCAACUUUUAUCGCACGGUUUGGGCAUAAAUCCUGCUGUUACUAAAAAUUUGAGCGAACCAUCUCAAUUCAUUCCACCAUCACCUAAUUUCGCUGUUUGGCCUGAAAAUAAUCCUCCAACAUACUCAUCCAUUGCAACAGCACAAUCAAAUCCAAACGUUAUUUCUUCGAAUCAAUUGUUCGGAUCGUUUGCUUUCACUAAUAACUGUAACCCUGCUAAUCCAUGCAUGAACACUGCUCAAUCAUGGAAUAUGAAUCAACCAGUACCAAAUCAAACUUUUGGGAAUUUUGUUUCUCAUUCAACAACCAACAACAUGGCACCUAACAAUGAAAUGUAUUUAUCUCAGGUUAAAAGCCAAUUGACUUCAUUAUAUCUUGGCAAAAGUCCAUUGAAUUCAUAA
This is a messenger RNA of Schistosoma turkestanicum, 2636 nucleotides long. NCBI's taxonomy places the organism in Eukaryota, Metazoa, Platyhelminthes, Trematoda, Strigeidida, Schistosomatidae. The record is from the annotation of a GenBank genome assembly.